Pseudo-nitzschia multistriata is the source of this 1739-nucleotide messenger RNA. NCBI's taxonomy places the organism in Eukaryota, Bacillariophyta, Bacillariophyceae, Bacillariales, Bacillariaceae. The record is from the annotation of a GenBank genome assembly.
CACUGCGGUAGGCAGGGGUCGUAGGUACGUACCGUACUGUUCGGAGGCUGUCAUGAAACAGAUGCUGGCCGUCUCCCUGCCUCGUGUUUUGCCUAAUGCAAGAUUAUUCCCUCCUCGUGUUUUCCUUGCUGGCCCUUACUGAGCAUUACAGUACGUACCGCAUGUACUUGCAAGGUAUUAUUAUUUCAUACUGUAUGGUCCUUGCUACGACGAGUUCUACUACGAGUACUUCUACUUCGCUAAAGGAACAAUAAUGAGGAUAGCCUGAGUCUGCGGAGUGGAGAAAAACGUUACAGUAUUCUGAAUUAGUUCCAAAGAAUUAUCAUCGUACACAGGCAUCUUGAGAGGCUACCUCUUUCGUUACGAUCUCGACCGUAUUGCCACUGCAUGCGGUAGAAAUACCAGAGGUCCAUAACACCUCCUGAACUUAAUUUUUCUUCGAUGAAAAAAAAAACAAACAACAUUGGAGCAUUCAUUAAAUAAUGCCGUCGGCUCAUAGGUUGUCGAUGUAUCUGAAGGAUUGGGAUGAGUUUUAUGACUAUCUUUCGACGUACGGCGCGCACAUUGCUCUAUGGGCAAUCUUGAGUGCCGUAACUGUGUUUCGACGAGAAAUCAGUUGCAAUCGUUCGUAUCACGAAGACGACGAAGGAGAUACCAAUAACCAUCGAAUGAUCGACGACGAGAGAUCCCAGAUUGCUGGUCAAAAAAUGAUUGUUUCUAUUGAUAACGAAGAAAAGGAAUUGAUGACAGAGGAGCUCCUGGACGGGGCUGGGUUAUAUUGCUCGGGGAAGCCUCUUUUGAAUUUCGCCACUUUGCUUCGGCUGGGGUUCGACAAUGAUUAUAGAACUGGGAACGAAAAAAUAAACAUGAAUGGUUUCUCUGCAGAAGAUCUCCUGGAUCGCGUAGGCAACUAUGCUACGCCCGAACCAAUCAUAGCCACAAUCGCAUUUUUCAUGGUUUGGAAGAAAACGCAAGGGCUCGACAUAUCAGAACCCUUGUCUUCCCCUUUAUGUACACCGCCUCUGCCUUCGUCUCGGUAUGGCAAUGAUGGCUGUGACCCCCUGGGGAGGCUACUGCCUCCUGAUGUCCAUGUUCAAAUUGCAUCGUUUCUACAUCCGCGCGAUGUCGUGACGCUCUCCUGUGUGUCCAAGGCGUACCAUUGUAUCACGGACGACCCGAACAACGAGACGUCGGCAGCUAUAUGGAAAACACUGUGGGAUAGGGAUUUUUCAUGGAUUGUCUUCAAGUGGAAAAUUGGAAAAGAAGCACUUCAGCGGUCAAAGUGCAAACAAUGGACUUUCAGCAAAGAUUUCUAUUUUCUCUUUGAACAAUCCUAUCUAGACUAUGUUCUUGCUGGUCACAAUACGUUUCAGAGUUGCUUGGUGGGCAUUCAUUCGCAUAUUUAUGAUAUCACGCCAUUUCUGUUUAGCCAUCCAGGUAGGUUGAAUCAAGCGUAUCUAGCUUGCCACAAUUCAAGCAGUCCACAGGUGUUCUCAUUCUUGCUCCUCUUGUGCCUUUCCAGGAUCUCCCGACACUCUUAUGGUCCACAGCGGCCGCGAUGCAACAGGUUUUUUUGAUGAUAUGGGUAAGUUCGAAGAUAUAUCACACGCGUUACGAAUAGCAUUUGAUCAUAGUUCUUACCAUUUUUGUUUUCGAACUUCUACCGUAGGUCAUUCCGUCGGAGCUCGGAGACUAGCGAUGUCCAUGUGUGUCGUGGUGAAUAGAUCGGCUCAAAGCGA